Messenger RNA from Mesorhabditis spiculigera, 1572 nucleotides. NCBI's taxonomy places the organism in Eukaryota, Metazoa, Nematoda, Chromadorea, Rhabditida, Rhabditidae. The record is from the annotation of a GenBank genome assembly.
AUGACUACUAACGCAUUAGACUGCUCUCGCGCCGUGGACAAGCGCCGCCGCUUCAUCUCGCUGGUCACGGACAUGAUGGCGAAGGAAGGCACCGACCGUCGCGACGAAUGGCCCCACGACAUCCCCAACGACUACCAAAAGUGCUCCGUGUUGUCGAACGGCCAAUUCGGGAUGGUGGUCGCGGCGCUGUGCCGUGAAACGAAUCGACCAACGCUCGACCCACGCGCCUGUGUGCUCAAGAUACGCUACCUCGGGCGUAUGUCCGAUAAGAUUCUGAGUCCCACCGGUGAGCUAGAAGACGAUGCGAAGCUCGAAGACUUGGUCAAGCGUCUGGUGACCGAUGUCUACAUCAUGAAUCGCAUGCGCCAUGUCAACAUCCUCCAUCUUCACGCCGUGGCUGUGGACGCGGGCGACUUGACGUUCGUCAUGCCGCGUUUCUAUUGCCUCGAUAACCUCAUCAACAUGUGGCGCCACAAGUUUCGCGACGAGUCGAUGCCCGCCGACCUCAUCAUGCGUAUCGUUCGGCAGAUUUGUGUCGGGCUCGACUUUCUCAAGCAGGCCAACGUGUUUCAUCGAACGAUCCAAGCCGACAACAUCUAUCUGACGCGCAACGGCCGGGUCAAGCUCGCCCAUUUCAGCGCUGCAAAGUUCUACGAGAAGCAAUUCAACCUAUGUGAAGCAGAGUCGCGUGAGACCUGUCUGAGCUACGACGGAGCUGCUGAUAUUUGGGCGAUCGGCAUUCUGGUGCUUCGGAUGGUCACCUUCUUCCCAAACGAGCAGUGGCAGCGUCUUCACCCAGAUUUCGCGUUCACGAUGCGCCAAGAGCGCAUGCCAUUCGUUUGGAUCAUCGCCGAUUUGACGCAAUUGCGUGUCCGUAUGCGUAAAGCUGCCAACGGGCUCAACCUGUGCCGCUGGUUAUCUGAGAAGAUCCUGACGCUGAAGCCAUCAAAGCGCGCAACCCCCGAAGAAAUCAUCGCUUCAAAGAUUGUGAAGAAGUUGUGCAGCAAUACCAUGGAAGAAGACUGUGACGUGCUCCAUCGCCGUUUCAUCAGCGCUUUGGAUUGGCCGAACAGAGAGCGCCUCGAAGCUGAUCGUCCGAACUACGAUUGCCUUGAAUCGAAAGACAUCCCUGCCGAAUUCUAUUGGGAUGGAUUGGGAACGUGGAAGAUGCUGGAGCGAGCCGUGUUCGAAUUUGACGGCAAAAUAACUGAAACUACCACGCCGGAAACCGAACAGACGAGCUACUCGGAAGUUUCCGGAAGAGCCUUCCGUUUGGAUUUGAAGACCGAUGUACUUUCGGUGUUCAGUGGCCGCUUCCUUUUCUCGCAAGCGCACACGCUACUCGCCCAACUUGCGGGGCUUGUCAACGAGGGGCGCUUCCACUGGUGCGAUCUGCUCAUCAUCGACCAUCUCAUCCGCGAAGGCGCUACGGAAGCGAUGCGUCGCCACGCGGAUAGUCAACGCGGCUCGUGCUCUGUUGUGGAUCGAGGAAACACGACGACACUGCCUCUCUAUCACUCGCGACCUCGUCAUUGCUCUGUGAAUGUCCGACUGAUCAGCUUCGAUCAAGAA